Molossus molossus (Pallas's mastiff bat) is the source of this 2092-nucleotide messenger RNA. It is a transcript of the gene LTBR, whose product is annotated as lymphotoxin beta receptor. The transcript has 10 exons. The coding region runs from base 197 to 1462 and encodes 421 amino acids. Lineage: Eukaryota; Metazoa; Chordata; Mammalia; Chiroptera; Molossidae. The record is from RefSeq and is a predicted model, not a curated record. Gene Ontology annotation, molecular function: ubiquitin protein ligase binding. Gene Ontology annotation, biological process: positive regulation of canonical NF-kappaB signal transduction; immune response; hematopoietic or lymphoid organ development.
GCUCCACUCCCACUUCCUGAGCCUGACGCUGGAGCCCUGGAGGCCAGGCCAGGCCUGGCCGCUCUGGCCCAGGGGGGCACAUCGGCCUGUGUCCUGUCCCAGCCUCAGGGCUCCGGAGGCUGCUGCCACCACUACCCAGGAGGUCAGGCCUCUCGCCUUACUCCCAGGCCUCCACCCAUCUGGUCGACCAGCCGCCAUGCGCCUGCUGUGGGCCGUCUCCCCCUGCGGCCUGGCCUGGGGGCCACUCAUACUAGGCCUCUGCGGUCUCCUGGCAGCAUCCCAGCCCCCACUGGUGCCCCCAUACCAUACGGAGAACCAAACCUGCCUGGACCAGGAAAAGGAGUACUACGAACCCAAGCAUCAGGCCUGCUGCUCCCGCUGCCCCCCAGGCACUCAUGUCUCAGCUGAAUGCAGCAAUGGAAAGGACACAGUUUGUGCUGCAUGCCCUAAAAAUUCCUACAAUGAGCACUGGAACUAUCUCUUAAUCUGCCAGCUAUGCCGCCCCUGUGACCAGGUCCUGGGCUUUGAGGAGACUGCACCUUGCACAAGCAAACAGAAAACCCAGUGCCGCUGCCAGCCAGGAAUGUUCUGCGCCCGUUGGGACCAUGAAUGUAUGCACUGCGAGUCACUUCCUGACUGCCCACCGGGCACCGAAGCUGAGUUCAAAGGUGAAGUUCCGGAGGCAAGUAGGAACUGUGUGCCCUGUAAGGUAGGGCACUUCCAGAACACCUCCUCCCCCAGCGCCCGCUGCCAGCCCCACACCAGGUGUGAGGACAUGGGCCUGGUAGAAGCAGCGCCAGGCACCAACCUGUCUGACACCAGCUGCAGAAAUCCAUCAGAGACCCCUGAAAUGCCAGGAACUAUGCUGGUGCUGGCCAUCAUGCUGCCCUUGGUCUCUUUGCUGUUCCUCAUCACCAUCCUGGCCUGCACCUGGAAGAGCCACCCCUCUCUCUGCAGAAAGCUGGGAUCCCUGCUCAAGAGCCGUCCGGAGGGAGAGGAAUCCAAUAUUGCUGAUGGAAACUGGCAGGCUUCAAGCGUUAACCCACAUUUCCCCGACCUGGUAAAGCCACUUCUGCCCAUCCCUGGAGACUUGCCCCCGGCCUCGGCCUGGCCCCCACCGACCCCGGUUUUGAGGCAAGAGGUGCUACAACAGCAGAGUCCUCCGAACCAGGCCAGGGACCUGGAAGCUGAGCUCCCAGAGCAAGGCCAAAUGGCCCACGGUACCAAUGGUAUUCAUGUCACCGGUGGGUCUGUGACUGUCACUGGCAACAUCUACAUCUACAAUGGGCCAGUACUGGGGGGAGCACGGGGCUCUGGAGACCCCCCUUCUCCCCCAGAGCCUCCAUACCCCAUUCCUGAAGAGGGUGCCCCUGGUCCUCCCGGGCUGUCUACACCCUACCAGGAAGAUGGCAAAGCUUGGCACCUGGCCGAGACAGAGACACUGGGGUGCCAUGCCCUCUAACAGGGCCAAGGACCCAAUUUGUCACCCACGCCUCAUGGUAUCUGGAAGAAGCCAGGAGAAUGGAGGCACGAGAUCACCUUCUCCCUAAGGCUGCCCUACCCACACAGGAUUGACAGAGGGCCUGGGUAGGGCCCCUGAGAGGCAAACCCUAAGGGGCCAGGCCUCAGACAUGUCUCCGAGAGCAGGGCCAGGCACUGGCUGGAUACGGUGCCCGCCACAGGACUCUCACCACCGCCUGAGCAGGCCUGAGACUUCAUUGCAGACCCCUGCCCAUGGGGGCUGCACCAGUUCAGCUUCAGGCACAGACAGAGCACAUGAUGCCUGCUGCUGCCCACCAUGGCGCUCUGCACCCAAAGCAUGACACAGGAGGAAGCCAGCCACACGGUCACUUGCAAGGACAUCACUGGGACCUCUAACAGAUUUGUGGCCCUCAUCCCCAAGCUUCAGAGGACCCACACUUCACAUGGACUGAGGUAGACUCUAUGAUGGAGUUACAUGGAGCACCACCUCUUCCCUCCUAAAGAAUGGGAGUCAUUAAAACCUGGGGAUUACUAGGGAAAGUUUUGGAGGGGGAGGAAAAUGGCAAAUGUAUUUAUAAAUUGUAACCACGUGCAAAUAAAGUGGCAGUUG